AAACACAUUCGACGUAAAUAUCAUUCGUGAAAACAAACAGGGCGCAGUGAUCUUAUAAAAAGGGGACUCGCAAGGAGCCACAUAUAUCGUCUCAUUUUGCGAAGGUUAUAGAGUCACUUGCCUUCUGAACACAGUACAGUGCUGCUGUAAUCGUACAUUUAUCGAAUCAGCAGGAAUAUAGAUUUCUCCCAAGUAUAAACGAAAAGAUUUGCCGAUAUGAAGCUGAUUGCUUUGAUGUUGCUCGUCGUGGCGAUUUCGGAUUUCCAACUGGAGGUCCUCACGUCUGUGAAGGGCAUGCCUCACGACGUCCAAAAGCGCCAGGCAUCCAAAUGCGAAGAAGAGGAGGUGGAUUUGUGUCUUCCGGUCUGCACACGGUGCCCAACAACACCGUCGACUACUCCGAACACAGAAGGAAAGAAAAAAAAGAAGAUGAAGGCAUCAAUGAUGAGUAUUGCUGCUUUUCUUGCCAGGGACCAUUUAUUUGCAGCCCCAUUUAUACCUGUGAGGAAUAAUUGGCAAGGUGUGCCAAUCCGGAGCAGCAAAGAUGUUUGCUGCGGGGUCUAA
Molecule: messenger RNA, 564 nt
Organism: Notodromas monacha
Lineage: Eukaryota; Metazoa; Arthropoda; Ostracoda; Podocopida; Cyprididae
Source: the annotation of a GenBank genome assembly